This is a messenger RNA of Ipomoea triloba (trilobed morning glory), 1151 nucleotides long. Its product is annotated as carboxy-terminal domain RNA polymerase II polypeptide A small phosphatase 1. The transcript has a single exon. Gene Ontology annotation, molecular function: phosphoprotein phosphatase activity. The record is from RefSeq and is a predicted model, not a curated record. NCBI's taxonomy places the organism in Eukaryota, Viridiplantae, Streptophyta, Magnoliopsida, Solanales, Convolvulaceae. Bases 116 to 1006 code for a protein of 296 amino acids.
AAAUCAACAAACACUCACUAAAACCGCUUCUCACAAACCCCUCUCUCUCUCUCUCUCUCUCUCAAAAGCCCAAAUCUUUCGUAUUUCUCUGCAAAUCUCUGCAAAGCCCAGAAAAAUGGUGGCCAAGGUUUUCAAGAAAACCCCGACGAAGUCCAUCAGGGCUCACAAGAAUCAUCUCCGGCGCGGCCGGAAAAAGUCCCCAAUCAAGAACCCGUCGGCGGCGGCCGCCACCGUCUCCUCCGUCGUGGUAGCUUCCAUCAACAAGUCCUUCUACACCUGCCGCGGCCGCCUCGUCAAGAUCUUCUCCAAGCUCGCCUGCAUUUCCGGAACCCCCAAGAAAACCCCCAGAAAACGCGGCUAUCACAUCCUCGAAAAAGUCUCCGACGCCCCGGGGCCCGAUCUCCGGCGAUCCCUGUUCAAAGACGAGAAAGAGAAAUCCCUUCCCCCGAUACCCUCCCCGGAUAAAAAAACCAUCUUUCUUGAUUUAGACGAAACCCUGGUCCAUUCCCAGCCCAACCCCCCGCCGGAAAACUACGAUUUCGUCGUCCGGCCGGUGAUCGACGGGGAAAUCGUGGAAUUCUUCGUGUUAAAAAGGCCAUUCGUGGAUGAAUUUCUGGAAACCCUAAGCAAGAAAUUCGAGAUUGUGGUGUUCACGGCCGGGAUAAAGGAAUAUGCGUCUCUGGUUUUGGAUAGACUGGACAAAAAGGGUUUGAUUUCACACAGAUUAUACAGAGAUUCUUGCAAGGAAGUGGACGGCAGAUUUGUGAAAGACUUAUCGGAGUUGGGGCGUGAUAUGAAGAGGAUUGUGAUCGUCGACGAUAACCCGAAUUCGUACAUUUUCCAGCCCAGAAAUGCGAUCCCAAUCAGGGCCUUUACAAAUGAUAUGGAGGAUGGGGAGCUGAAGAGGCUAAUGGAGUUCUUUGAUGGGUGUGAUGGGGUUGAAGAUAUGAGAGAUGCAGUGAAGGGUUUUGUAGCAGAAGAGGAAUUCAAGGAUGUGGAAGUAUAGGUUUUUGUUCCAUUAUUGUAUUUUUUUUGUUUUGCAGUUUUCCAGUUUAGAUUUUGCUUGUUUGUUUUCUGCUUCAUCUUUGGAGAUAGUAUUCAAUUGUUAAAUGUUGAAUGGAUUGGUGUUCAAGCUCACAUGGUAAAGGAAA